AUGUCUGGCAAGCGAGACAUCUACUUGGUUAUCGGCGGCAGCGGCUUCCUUGGACGGCACGUCGUAGAGGCCCUCCUCGCUCGCGGGGACUCUGUGUCGGUGUUCGACAUCGUUCAGCGUCACCACGACGUGCCGUUCUACUCGGGCGACAUCAGCGAGGAGGAGCAGGUCUCGGACGCGUUGCGCAAGAGCGGCGCGACAUGCAUCAUCCAUACGGCGUCACCUCUUCAUGGCCUUGACGACCCUGCGCUCUACUGGAAGGUUAAUGUUGACGGUACCCAAGCUGUCAUCAAUGCCGCGGUGGCGAACGGCGUGCCCAAGCUCGUGUACACAAGCUCUGCUGGCGUGGUCUUCGACGGCAGUGAUUUGAUCGACGUCGACGAGAGGAUACCCGGGCCCGAGAAGGCGAUGGAUCCCUAUAACGAGUCCAAGGCGAAGGCGGAGGAGAUUGUGCUGGCGGCCAACGGCAAGGGCGGUCUCUACACCGUCGCGCUACGGCCAGCGGGCAUCUUCGGGCCCGGUGACCGGCAAAUGAUUGCGGGUCUAUUCCAGGUUUGGCAGCGCGGCCAAUCGCACAUCCAAUUGGGCGACAACACGAACCUUUUCGACUGGACGUACGUUGGCAACUGCGCAUACGCUCACCUCCUCGCCGCCGACAGGCUCAUCCCCACCUCUGAGAAAGAUGCUCUCCGCGUCAAGGACGAACUCGACAUCGCGCUGCCCCCUAUCAGCGCCACCCUCCCGCGACGGCGGGUGCCUACCUCUCUCGCCCGUCCGCUCGGCCCGUACGUUGACCCGCCCCCGAACGCCGAGCAGAUCAAGGCGAACUGGGAAAACCCGGACUACAAGGCCCCAGUACCCCGCCCUGCCAUCCGGGGCAAGUUUGAUCAGUUCUCUGAGGCCGCGCUCGCGCGGGAGACGGUGUCCCCGCUGCAAGUCGCCGGGCAGGUUUUCUUUAUCACGAACGGCGAGCCGACGGGCUUUUGGGACCUGCCCCGGCUGGUGUACGGCUUCUUUGACAACCACUUCCAGCAGCCGAAUAACAAACGGAGAUGGAUCCUGCCCCAGCAGCUCGGGUUCAUCCUUGCGAGCGCGGCGGAGUGGUGGGCAUGGAUGGUCGGGAAGGAGCCGGGCUUUACGCGGUACCGUGUCACAUACUCAUGCGCAUGGCGUUGCUUCAACAUCGAUAGGGCACGGAGGGUGCUAGGUUACGAGCCGCAAGUGGGGCUCGAGGAGGGGAUCAAGAGGACCUUCGAGUGGUGGGUAGCCGAACGACAGAAGGCCGGGAAGGCCCAAUAA
Messenger RNA from Dichomitus squalens LYAD-421 SS1, 1299 nucleotides. Its product is annotated as 3-beta hydroxysteroid dehydrogenase/isomerase. Gene Ontology annotation, biological process: steroid biosynthetic process. The record is from RefSeq and is a predicted model, not a curated record. Gene Ontology annotation, molecular function: 3-beta-hydroxy-Delta5-steroid dehydrogenase (NAD+) activity. The coding region runs from base 1 to 1299 and encodes 432 amino acids. The transcript is spliced from 4 exons. Lineage: Eukaryota; Fungi; Basidiomycota; Agaricomycetes; Polyporales; Polyporaceae.